AUGCAACCCAAUGAGGUCUCCGAACGGAUGAUGAUGAAUCAAUCGUCGACAAGAUUGAAUGACAUUUACAUUAAAUUGAAUAAUACUAUUGAACCGAUGAUCAUUUUACUUGGAACUAUUGGUAAUCUAAUUAGUAUUUAUGUAUUUUCGCGUCCUGCAGUACGUUCAUCAUGUUCAACAUACUUUUUCGCAUUAUCCGUGAAUAAUUUUCCGGUAUUAUAUUUUGGUGUUCUAACAAGAAUGUUAGCAGAUGGUUUUUCUAUCGAUCCUACACGUUACUCAGCAUUUUUCUGUAAAUUUCGUAAUUAUUUCUCGUAUGUUGUGUAUCAAUUAACACCAUGGUUAACAUUAUUAGCAACUAUUGAUCGAUGGUGUGCAUCAUCAACAAAUCCAAAUGUUCGUAAAUUUAGCACAAUUUAUGUUUCAUAUCGUGUCAUUUUUGCUGCGACGCUUAUUUUAGCAUUAAGUAAUUUACAUAUGUUUAUUUUUUUUGAAAUUCAUGUAAAAUAUUCAAUAUGUAUACCUAAAGCCGGUAUUUAUACAAAAUUUUUUAGUACAUCCGCAUGGAUAAUGGGUCUGUUAUGUUUAUCGUUAACAAUUCUAUUUGGCCUGUUAACAAUGUCAAAUAUUCGUCAACAACGUUGUCGUUAUCGUCAGUUAGAUCGUCAAUUGAGCUUUAUGGUUCUGUUUUAUGCUUUACUCUAUAUUAUCUUAGGUAUACCGUUUUCAUUUUUAACAUUUUUAUCAACAAUGUUAACUAGAAAGGGACAUGUUUUUCAUUUCAUAACAAACUUAUCUCGAAUUACAUUGAAUAUGAGUUAUUGUUUAACAUUUAAUAUGUAUGGAUUAGGUGCAAGAUUAUAUCGUUACGAAUUUUUUAAUGUUAUUAACAAAAUAUCAUAUUAUACGCUUGGUAUUAACGUAAUUACAUUUCAAGUACCGCAUACUCAAUCAAGAUUUAUACAAGUAAGACGAAUGGAAAAUAGAAAAUCAACAGAAUUGGCAUUAUUACCAAUAUCAACAACUGCAAGAAAAUGA
Messenger RNA from Didymodactylos carnosus, 1038 nucleotides. NCBI's taxonomy places the organism in Eukaryota, Metazoa, Rotifera, Eurotatoria, Philodinida, Philodinidae. The record is from the annotation of a GenBank genome assembly.